CCCUUGCCUCUUCCCGUCGUCUACGACGCCAGGCAGUUGAUAUAUCUAAGCUUCACGCUCACAUCUCAUCAACUGCCUUUGCAACAUGGAAGCCGAGGGGAAACUUUCACUUGUACCCAGCGAGAAAGAGUGGCAGGCACUUUAUCAUUUUCUGGGGCGUCGGGGAUACACCCUGCGCUCUCGCUUCGACCCUGAUCAUGUCCCUCUUCGCUCCUUGGGACACGACAAGAAAUGGUAUCAGACACGGAACUUUGAGGACGAAAUUUGGAAUAAGUGGCCCACCGUUGUCGACGCGGUUAGGUCGGAUGGCACCAGAUGUGUUAUACGUCGCACCUGGACCUACUCCGACGAGAUUCCCGUGCUUCAACAGAUUGGAGGCUAUGGUUUCGACAAACGCAACCAUGUCGUCCCCGUCCUCGAUAUCUUGCUCCUGCCCACGACCGACGACCAGGCCCUCGUUGUAAUGCCUUUGUUACGCCUUUUUAAUAAUCCGCCUUACUCGCGGGUGUCAGAGGUGGUGGAAACCGUGAGCCAAUUCUUAGAGUGCAUGCAAUUCCUGCACGAGCAUUUGAUUGCACAUAGGGAUUUCUGUGCGUUCAAUCUCAUGAUGGAUACGACGCGCCUCAUUCCAGGUGGCUUCCAUUUCGCCUCAACGAGCCGCCCGCCCGAUGGCUCCAUGGCUGGUCUACGGUAUUUCGACCGGUCGCAAGUCGCACCAAUGAAGUACUUUCUCAUUGACUUCGGGCUUUGCUCACAACUCCCGAGCAAAGACUCCCUUGUGACGGGCGUGUACGGUCAGGACAAAACGGUCCCCGAACUAUCCUGGGACGUCCCCUACAGCCCGUUCAAGGUGGACAUAUACCAGUUCGGGCGCGUGAUACUCAAAGAUUUGGUCGACAAUUACACUCACCUUGAGUUCUUGAGGCCCUUGAGCGAGGCGAUGACUCGCCUUUCUCCCGAAGACAGGCCGGACGUUGAUGAUGCACUCCGUAUGUUCGAGCAGUUGGUCAAUUCGAUGAAGCCCGCAGACUUGAAGCGCCGGAUCAAGCUCAAACCCGACCACACUAUCACCUAUUACACCCCGCGCAUACGUUACUGUUCUAACUCCUUUUGUGUGUGCUGAGAUACUCCAUACCGUAUGUCGACUGCGUGAAUCUUUCUACAAUGCUACGAAUUCCUCGUCCUCA
Messenger RNA from Schizophyllum commune H4-8, 1187 nucleotides. RefSeq lists its product as uncharacterized. The coding region runs from base 86 to 1123 and encodes 345 amino acids. Lineage: Eukaryota; Fungi; Basidiomycota; Agaricomycetes; Agaricales; Schizophyllaceae. The record is from RefSeq and is a predicted model, not a curated record. Gene Ontology annotation, molecular function: protein kinase activity; ATP binding. Gene Ontology annotation, biological process: protein phosphorylation. The transcript has 5 exons.